Messenger RNA from Panicum hallii, 7154 nucleotides. RefSeq lists its product as uncharacterized. The transcript has 17 exons. Bases 357 to 6629 code for a protein of 2090 amino acids. The record is from RefSeq and is a predicted model, not a curated record. NCBI's taxonomy places the organism in Eukaryota, Viridiplantae, Streptophyta, Magnoliopsida, Poales, Poaceae.
CAGUGCGUCGCCUGUGCCCAGGAAGUGACUGGUGCCCGGUGCGCGAGCCGCGUGGUGCCUCCCUGCGCAGCCGAACCACAAAACCCCACCCCACCACCACCUCCUCCUCCCCAGUCUCCACCAAGCUCCGCUCCCGCCUCCUCCGCUACCUUCGCUUCGCCGCCGGCCACCGCCCCCCGGCCCCGACCGCGACGCUUCGGGCUCCGCCUCCGCCGCAGCUGAAGAGCUAGGGUUUCCGGCGCCGGGCGCCGGGGUAUGAGCAGCACCCGCCGCCCCGCAGGAUCUAGGGUUCCGACGACUCCGCUCACGGAUGGAGGGUGGUAGAAGGGCGGGCGAAUCCCUAUCGGCAUACACCCAUGGAUCAUGACGAUAGUGAUUUUCAGAGCCAAAACUUUCAACUAGUUGGUGAAGACAGUAACAGGUUCCCUUCAGGUUUGCGGCCAUUUACACUGCCAAAACUUGAUAUCGAGGACCAGCUACAAGGCCAUCUUCGAUUUGAUAAUUUGAUAGAUUCAGAAGCAUUUUUCAGCGUACAAGGGCACGAGAGUAAUUGGAUUGAGGUUUUGUCCACUGGAAGCAGUGUUGUUGAUUUUAGUUCCAGUGCUGCUGAAUCGUGCUCUGUAUCUAAAACAAAUAAUGUCUGGUCAGAGGCAACAUCCACGGAAUCCGUGGAAAUGUUAUUGAAAUCAGUGGGAGAAAAUGAGACAACGGAUAACAUGGACAGUAAUGCACACCUUCAGUUAAGUGGUACGGACAGUCAAAUUGAUCAGUCAAACGUGCAUCCUGAAUCCACUAACUCUCCGACAGAUAGUACUGUAGUGCCAACUGAAAAAGAUCAGUCUCAGAGUCUCCGAGCUCCUUUCUUGAUGGACAAGAAAGCUGAGCAGACAACAGGUUCUGUUGCUGAGAAGUGCAUAGCAAGUGAGAAGUUGUCCUCUUCAAAUAACACAUCAGGAAGCUGCCCAGCUGUUGGCAGCUAUUUUGAAGGAGUUCAGGAGGACCUUUCUCUGGACAAACUCAAUGUACCCUCCACCAAAGUAGAUUCUAGGAACUUGAAUAAUGAACCUUUCACAGGGUUGGCUCCCCUUCAAAAUAUAUAUGUCACUGAUUCCUAUCACUUUGAACAGGAUAAUAAAGAACCAGAGGUUGAUGUUGUGCCUCAGGAUUCGAAGGUUUGCCAUUUUAACGAAAAUAAAGUUGAAGGAGGACUACCUGAACUACAAAGUUUGUCAUGUGCUGGUCAGUCUUUGGGCGCUGUGAACUUGUCCAGUCAAGUUAGCAAUGAAACUCUAUUGUCAGAAAGUUCUGAUGGAUUGCUAGAGGCCAUUACAAAUCCAGUUAAGCUGCACAGAAGUGAUGGUACUUGUAAUAUAGUCAACAGCACUCUUCAGCCAUCUUUUUCCCCAGUGCAACAUGGAACUGAAGGUCUGAGUAGUUCAGUUGACAGGAGCAAUGAACUCAUAGUCAACGAGUUUGGCAUUAGUUCAACUUCUGCUCUAUCUCACCGAUCUGAGGCAGACUCACGAAAUUCUAAUCCUCAUCUUGUCAGUUCUCUGUCUCCCAAAAGAAAGGUCACUGAUGCCACUGAUGUUCCUGAAGAAACAAUGAAUGCUGGAGCCAGUAGUACAAACAUCAGCUGUACUGGUGAUGAAUCAAAACUUGAAGUGUUGGAGCACCAUAAAGAUUCUGUUGAUAACCUAGAAAGUGGUGCCAUGGAAGAAAAGACAAUGGAGAAAAUACCUGUAGUUUCAGGAAAUAUGGAGCAAAUGGUGGAAAAUAACCAUGAAGAAAAUGCUAGUGGUGCAACAGGUACAUCAAAAGAUAAGGUUGACUCUUCUGACAGUAUUGCACCUGAAAACUCUUCAGCUGAUGCUUUCAAUGCUUCAGAGGAUCCGACCAUUCCCUCAAUAAAUCAUGAGGGGUCAUUCAAUGAACGUGAUACUCCUGGUAUAGAAGAGGAGCCUGAAAGCUCGCAUUUGGUCCUUUCUACUUCUGGGCCUCAUGAGAAAAUGUCAGCACCGGUUAUCAGUUCAAGCAGUGGUAUCACUUCAACCACUGUUACUGACACUUUUGGUACUCCAGCGGAUAAAAAUGGCUGUUCAAUAGGUGUUUCUGCUGCUGAUUCUUCUGCUUUACCAGAUGAGAAGGAUUUGAUUGUGUCCACGAUAAAUCAUGAGGUGCCAUCCAAGGAAGGUGCGAAGUCCGCUUUAGGAGAUGAGGACAACAAUGUAAUUUCUCCUGGCUCUGAACCAGGUGGGGUAAUGUCAGCUGUGCCUGCGGACUCAAACAUUGAUGUUUAUGGUAGUACUGUUUCUGUUGCAAAAAAGGAGGAAUACAAAGAGCAGGCUAAUUCUUUGGGUGGUUUGCCCACAGGAGAAGCUCAGGAUAAAUCAGGUAACCAUCCAGAUGGUUCUUCACCAAAAUGCCAGACUGAUAGAUCUUCGGUACGAUGUGAACAUCAUACAGAUCCAGCCACACCACCUGCAUUAGGCAUAUCAAGUGGCAAGGUUGCUGAAAAGGUUGUCGAAACUCCGCAAACUGCAAGCAAUGAUUUGAAUGCACAUGUGCAAGAUGCAGUGUUAAAUCAUGGUACAAACCAUAGUCCUGGUACUGUUACAUCCCAGGGCAAGGUAGGCUCAAGCAUAGUGGAAUCUGGCAACGGUAAUGGAAUCUGUACCAGCGCUACAUGUGGCUCCCCUUUAGUGAUCAGUUGUUCCGAACCCUCUCCCCAGGAAGGUGGACAGGGCAGCAGUGCACUACUUCAUCAUACACUAGAUGGACAGUCUGGGGAUCCAAAAGAUUGUGAAGCCUCCGCUGAUGCUGCUCAGAGCUCAAAACAAUGUUCUACCAGAAAUGUAGAAUCUGCUUCUGGUUCUGAGGAGACUAAUACAGCAGGAGGUGAUAGAAGCUUCUCGUUUGAGGUGGGAGCUCCACCAAAUGCAUCUGAGAAAGCUCAUAGCCCUGUUUGGAGCCCGUUCCCUAGAUACAAAGCUUCUCAGAGUACCGAGAUAACCCCAGGAAAUCCUCAACCUGGAAGUUCAUUGAAGAGUAUAAGUGAUGAUAGUAAGGAAACAUCUAUUGCAAAGGCUGGUAAAGAACAGCUGUCAGAAAGGAAAUUGGCUGAAAGUGCUGGUGGCCCGUCAGACAACUCUAACAUUGGCGAUGGCACCAAGAGUAACAGUUCACCGCCAGAGCAGUCACAGCAGCAACCAACCCCUGACUGUUCUGAUUUGGUGAAUUUUCCGUUCACAGAUCCACAGCAUUUGCAGCUACGUGCACAGAUUUUUGUUUAUGGAGCUCUUAUUCAAGGAACACCACCAGGAGAGGCUUACAUGGUGGCAGCUUUCGGAGAGUCUGUAGGUGGUGGUGGUAAACCUACAUGGGAGGCAGCUUGGCGAGCUGCUCUUGAAAGAUUUCAGUACCAAAAAUCACUUUAUACUGGUUUAGAGACCCCCACAAGUUCACGUAUAGGUAGUUCCGUGCCUGAAAAAGCUAGUAAGGGUACAACAGUUAGAACUGCACCAGCUAGCAAAAAGGGUGGCAAAACUGUGGUACCAGCACAUUCUACUGCAACCCUGCACUCUCCAACUUUUAAUGUGCCUCUCGGUAGUUCUACGUUUAACCUGCAAAGAGGUACUCAUCUGGAUUUUAGCCAGGCAGUAUCACCAUUUACAUAUAAUUCACACAUGAGGCAGCCGUCUCCUGGUGUUGCCCCCUGGUAUACUCAGAGCCCUGGUCCACGUUCUGCACCCUGGCUGAUUCCACCACAAAACUUAAUAUUUGAUUCAUCAAUGCAACCAGCUGGUCCUACAAAUGAAACCGCAAAGGGGGCAUCAUCCAAAAAUAUAUCCAUUUCGCAUACUGUUUCGCCUGUUUUAGUUCCACCUAGUCCGGCACCUUCUAUUGUUUCUUCUCCAGCGGCUGUUGUGAAUGAUGAAAAACAGAAGGUACCAGCUUCUAGCUCUAAGCAUGGAACAGCAUCACAAAAGCCAAGAAAAAGAAAGAAAGCUUCAGCAAGUCCAGAACAGCAAUCUGUCACUGCCUCCCCUCAGCUCAAAACAGACGUCACGUCUUCUACUCCUGCCACUAAGCACACAUCAGGAUUCACUUUAUCUACCCAUUCUCCAAGUAAUGCUUUGGUUAGUAGGGUUGUUCCUAACACAGGUCAGAUCACCUCUUUACCUAACUACCAGAUCACUGGUGGUAUGGAUAGUGAGCAAAGAAUCAUCUUUUCGGAACAGAUCCGUGGUGCAAUAGAACAAUCAACUGGACAAGCCAAAGGUGCAAGUAUGCACUCAGUGGAGGCAGUUAGGCAUAAAGAAGGCAUAUGGAGCCAUCUAUCCACAAUCUCAAGAAACAAGUUACCUCGUGAAGUUGAAGAGAAGCUUACCUCAGCUGCAGCUGCUGCUGAAGCAGCAGUUUCUGUUGCAAAGGCAGCUGCAGAAGCUGCCAAGAUGGCGUCAGAGGCUGCAUUGCAGGCGAAGAUGAUGGCAGAGGAAGCACUUAGCUCUUCUACAUCUCUAAAGUCCAUGCAUCAUGAAGCUGGUGAAUUUAAUAUCAGUAGCAAUCCACCUGGCCUGUCAAGUUCAACAGCAGCAUCAUCUCUGAAAAUUAAGGACAACAGUCGUACCCCGGGUUCCAUCAUUUCAGUGGCACGGGAGGCUGCUAGAAAGAGGGUUGAAGAGGCAUCUGCAGCUGCAAAACGUGCAGAAAACUUGGAUGCCAUACUGAAAGCUGCGGAGCUCGCUGCGGAGGCUGUGUUCAGAGCCGGAACUAUUAUUGGAAUGGGUGAACCACUACCUUUUACUCUAAGGGAGCUCUUAGAAGCUGGCCCGGAUGGCUACUGGAAGUCUGAGAGUGUGAGGAAUAAAGCUGGAAGUGGUAAUCACAAUCCAGUAACAGAAACAUUGGAGGUAGAUGCACCUGCUAAUUUCAGUAAAUCUGGCAGAAAGCGUGGUCGGAAACCUAAAUAUGAUCAAGCACUACCAAAUUUGGAGCCAUCUUCAAGUGGCAAAGAAUUGCAGCCAGAAGGAAUACACUCAGCUAAUUUAGGACAUGGGGUUGAAGAUGUUCCCACCACUAUGGCACUUGAUGGUAACAGAAAUAGUACAGCACCAAUAAGCAUUAUCUGGAAUGGCAUUGAAAAGGGAUCUGCUGUCGAGGUAUUAUCUGACAAGGGUGGUUUUGGAGUAGCUUGGUUUUCUGCCAAGGUUGUUGAUAUAAAUGAAAAUAAUGCAUUUGUCAGCUAUGACAACCACAACGGAACUGGUCCUCAUGAAGAACGAGUGCCAUUGAUUCCAGAUGGGGAUAAACCGCCUCAAAUACGUCUUCCUUACCCUGCAACCCUCACCAAAUUCAAAACUAGGAAACGGCGCAGGGAAACAGCAGGGAGUUGUUUAUGGGUUAUUGGAGAUCACGUAGAUGCUUGGGUCAAUGAUAGCAGUUGGCGUGAGGGAGUUAUUGCUCAGAAUUAUGAGGGUGAUGAGACAAAGUAUGUUGUACAUUUUUCAGUUGGAGGUGGUGGUGAGUCAUUAGUGGUUGAUAGUUGGAAUCUUCGUCCGUCACGUGUUUGGAAAGAUGGUCAAUGGACAGAGUGGUCCCGAGCAAGAGAAAGGAAAUCUAAAUCUAAUAAGGGUGAUUCACCUCUUGAGAAACGCCAAAGGACAGACCUGCUUCAAGCAGGUGGCGAUCUAUCCAUUGUUGGUGAAGCAGGGGGUCCCUCCAAGGAUAAGAAUACCAACAAUACAAAAAAGCCGGAGGAUCUAAAGCCAUUGGGUUUGUCUCAGAGGGAAAUGGUUUUCAACGUUGGGAAGAGUGUAGUUGAGAAUAAAUCUGAUGCUCUUGCGUUCAAACGGCCUGGAUUGCAGAAAGAAGGAUCAAAGGUCGUCUACGGUGUUCCAAAACAUGGAAAGAAGAAGAAGUUUAUGGAAGUAAGCAAACAUUAUGAUGCAGGCCAAUCUGACAAGAUUUCUGAGGGCAAUUCAUCAAGCAGAUUUGCAAAACAUUCAAUGCCACAAUUGCCAAGACCACGUGAAAAUACCUCCAAAGUUGAUCAUAAUAGAGGAAGGAGAGUAGCUGAGAUGAGGUCUAGAAUACCUAAACCUACAAAGUCACAGAAUGUUGCAGCUAACAGUGUUCAUGACAAGGAUUCCUUGCCCAUGUCAGUUCCGAAUUCUGGUGUUUCUGAAAGGAGUUUUACUUUUGCGGGAAGUACCACAAGCACUUCCAACACUCAGAAGCCCACUGUAGAAAAAAAUAAUUCUGCGUUGGGCACGAGCCUUAGAACUGAAGUUCCUUCUGUUUCUGAAAUGCAAGCUGCAUCUACUGAUCCUACUUCCAAGCAGAAUGUGUCCACUAACAAUCGAGCUAAAAGGAAAUAUGUUCCUGCUGUGGGUAAUGUGAACAGAGGUACACUUAGAACCUCUGAAAAGACUAGUUCUGAUUCUGGUGAGCCCCAAAGGACUAGUUCUGAUUCUGCUGAACCCAGACGAUCUAACCGGCGAAUUCAACCAACAUCAAGGUUACUGGAGGGUUUGCAAAGUUCCCUCAUAAUCUCCAAAGUUCCUGGCGAGAAGGUUCCUAGGAGCAAUUACAAAAGUGCUUCAUCGAGAGGGAGAGCUCAUGGCUGAGAAAAGGCACCACAACACUAUUUUGGUGGAACAGCUCUCCUCAGCUCUCCUUGUUGUACAUAGCUGCAGCCUUCCGGUAUGGAAGCCGAAGGAUAGGAUUGGAGUAGAAGCCUUUAUUGGAGCACAAGGAUUCGGAUGUAUGAUAAACUAGCAUAAGUUUAUUAUGUUUCCAUUUUCUUUUGCUUUGCUUGAAUCAGACGUAACUCUUGCCGACUUCCGUGUUGUAGAAUAGCCAUUAAUCUCGUAGAAACCACCUUUUAGUAUGUGUGGAUACACUGGGAAAGAAAUUGGGUGUGGCUUAAAUUUAUCCAACAGUUUAUAAUGUCAUGUGGGGCCGUGACCCAUAAGCGAUGCUUGAUCAUUCAUUUCCCUUCUUUAAGUCGAGCUGGCUGCAAUCACCGAAGCAAGAUGUGUGCCGUUAUGUAGUGAAGGCUGUUGAUCGUUCAUUUUUUUUUGUUUUGUUUUGUAAUGCUUGUUGCACCCGUGGAAAGUGGAAACGAUGCCAGGAGUGCUAAAUUGCUGGUU